AUGGACAUGCUUUUCCCGGGCUGCAUCCUGCUGAAGAAAGUCAAGUUUAACUCCAAACUGGAGCAUGAAUAUAUCCACAACUAUAAAGUCUUACAGGCCGCCUUCAAACGGAUGAACGUGGACAAGAUCAUCCCAGUGGAGCGACUCGUGAAGGGGAAAUUCCAAGACAACUUUGAGUUUCUUCAGUGGUUUAAGAGGUUUUUUGACGCUAACUAUGACGGGAAAGAGUACGACCCAGUUCUGUCUCGCCAGGGCAUGGAGGCGUCGCCGGUGCCCAACCCAGGUACACAACGACCAAAGGAUUAA
Molecule: messenger RNA, 306 nt
Organism: Knipowitschia caucasica
Lineage: Eukaryota; Metazoa; Chordata; Actinopteri; Gobiiformes; Gobiidae
Source: the annotation of a GenBank genome assembly